This is a messenger RNA of Miscanthus lutarioriparius, 840 nucleotides long. NCBI's taxonomy places the organism in Eukaryota, Viridiplantae, Streptophyta, Magnoliopsida, Poales, Poaceae. The record is from the annotation of a GenBank genome assembly.
AUGGAUCCGAACCCUAGAGCUCCCCUUCUCCUCGCCGUCAUCGUCCUCGCGCUCGGCGCAUCCGUGGCGGCGGGCGCCGAGGACGACGCGUCGGGGAUCUCUCUGGGCCGGCGCGCUGGGGGCUUCUUGCACGGCCUGAAGAAGAAGGACGCACUGGUGGAGGGCGAUCAUGGGGUGGCCCUUGACGAGGUUGGACCGGGGCUGUUCGAUGCGCUCUUCGCCAGCCUCUCCAUGAUACUAGUCAGUGAGAUUGGAGAUGAGACCUUUAUCAUUGCUGCGCUGAUGGCGAUGCGGCACCCCAAGUCAAUUGUGUUGUCUGGUGCACUAUCUGCACUUUACGUGAUGACGGUAUUAUCAACUGGACUUGGUAGAAUAGUGCCCAACUUGAUAUCAAGGAAGCACACUAAUAGUGCUGCUACAGUUUUGUACUUGUUCUUUGGACUACGGUUGCUGUAUAUUGCUUGGAAAUCUGACCCAAAGGGAUCCCAGAAGAAGGAAAUGGAAGAAGUAGAAGAGAAGCUUGAGUCUGGUCAAGGAAAAUCAACCAUCCGUAGGUUCUUUGCAAGAUUUUGUACACCAAUCUUUUUGGAGGCUUUCAUCUUAACCUUCUUAGCUGAAUGGGGUGACCGAAGCCAAAUAGCAACAAUUGCGCUGGCAACACACAAGAAUGCAAUUGGAGUUGCAGUCGGAGCAUCAUUGGGGCACACAGUGUGCACAUCUCUUGCUGUGGUAGGAGGGAGCAUGUUGGCAUCAAAGAUUUCGCAGCAAACAGUAGCAACAAUUGGAGGUGUUCUCUUCUUAGGGUUUUCUGUUUCAUCCUACUUCUACCCUCCGUUGUGA